Acaulospora morrowiae is the source of this 477-nucleotide messenger RNA. The record is from the annotation of a GenBank genome assembly. Lineage: Eukaryota; Fungi; Glomeromycota; Glomeromycetes; Diversisporales; Acaulosporaceae.
AUGACUUUAAAAGCCGUUGCCGUUCUUCGCGGUGAUAAAAAAUUUGAAAGUGAUGCAAGAGGUAUUGUCAAAUUCACGCAGGAGAAAGAAGAUGCGCCCACUGUUAUCGACGUGGAUAUAGAAGGGUUAUCCCCUGGUAACCAUGGAUUUCAUGUUCAUGAGUUUGGUGAUAACACUAGUGGAUGUACCUCGGCCGGCGAUCAUUAUAACCCCCUAAAUAAACAACAUGGUGCACCUCAGGAUGAAAAUCGUCAUCUCGGUGAUUUAGGAAAUCUCAUGGCUUCUAACGAUGGCACUGUAAAAACUAUAAUUGAGGAUAAAUGCAUUACCUUGUUUGGUCCUCACUCGGUAGUUGGGCGUACGAUAAUUGUUCACGCUGACAAAGAUGAUCUUGGCAAAGGGAAUCAUCAUCUUUCUCUUUCCACCGGGAACGCUGGUGCACGUGUUGCGUGUGGAGUAAUCGGUAUUUCGAAAUGA